ACCUCCCUGUCUUGAAGCAAACGGACGAACGGUGUCAGUGUUUGUUUAAUGGGAUAUUUCAUUAUGCCAUAUGACGAUUCAGUUUUUAAAUGUGUUUAGUUGGAGAAUAAUCUGGGUGGGAUGCUCACCAUGAAGGCGCUGGCCGCUGGUGGAGUCGAGCCCGGAGGUGGGCUGGGCUCGUCAAGGAACAUCACGAUGGGGUCGUUGAUGAUGUCCACGCCGAUGGACAGGCGCCGGCGCUCCCCGCCUGAUACGCCGCGGUGCCCCUCGUCGCCGAUUAUGGUGUUGGCUGCGUUGCGCAGGCCGAGCUGGUCGAUGAGCGCCUGCACGCGCUUCUUCUUCUCCUUGGUGGGCAGGGAGCGCGCGAGGCGGAACUCGGCGGCGAACAUGAGCGUCUCCUCGACGGCGAGCAUCGGGCACAGGAGGCCGUCCUGCAUGAUGUACGCGAAGAUGACCUUGAGCAGGUUGCUGUCGAGCGACUCACCGGAGAUGUUGUCAAGCGGCGUCUUCAUCCGGGGCACCUCGGGCUCCGGCGCCAUGAUUCAGCACAUAAACGUGACAUAUAUGAUGCAGGGUGAAACACAGGAUAUACUAAAAGGUGUCAAAGGAGCAAGCUUCACUUCAGUUACUCACUGUUCUGUUAUCAGAGUUUGGAAAAGAGGUAUGUACAUGCAGCAAGGGUAUAUGCAGAUGAUCAAAUAAGAAUAUUUAGUUACAUUAAUAUGAAGAAUGUACUGGUUCUGUCAUGUUCGUUUGGUGAUUAGUGACUCCAAAAGGUAGUAUAUGUGUGUAUAUACAUAAAUCUUCGAUCCCAAGAAGAUCGCAAGCAAGAAAAACGAAAGGUGCAUGCGGAUGCUUCCAUAUGCAAGCUAUAACCGGCAAUCAAAUAAUUUCUCAAUUGUGACUGUCCUGUUAUCGUAAGUACACUCCUACAAGGAACAACAAGGACAUACCUUAAGUACACCUGCAAUCAAAUCAUUUCUCAAUUGCUACCGAACUCACCCUCAAACAAGAACAUGACGGCUUCUGAAAAACAUGCUAAUAUCAUCGGGAAAUCAGUUUAUGCAAUUGGUUUUAGAAUGAAGUUUACGAAAAGGUCAUCACAAUCAAAUCAACUUAUUAUAUCCAUCCAACUAAAUAUAAAAGAAAUUAGUCCAUUUUCGGUCUCUCAACUAUAGCCACCUUUCGAUUUUCGUAGAAAUCUUACAUCUCUGAUCUAUCAAAACUAUUUACAACUCGUCUUUGGACACUCUGGAUGACUGUUUUGCACAUGUGGUUGGACUGACUAGACGCUGACUCAACACUAUUUAAUACGCCUCCCCCC
This is a messenger RNA of Phragmites australis (common reed), 1324 nucleotides long. RefSeq lists its product as uncharacterized. Bases 121 to 702 code for a protein of 193 amino acids. Lineage: Eukaryota; Viridiplantae; Streptophyta; Magnoliopsida; Poales; Poaceae. The transcript is spliced from 2 exons. The record is from RefSeq and is a predicted model, not a curated record.